This is a messenger RNA of Volvox carteri f. nagariensis, 402 nucleotides long. RefSeq lists its product as uncharacterized. NCBI's taxonomy places the organism in Eukaryota, Viridiplantae, Chlorophyta, Chlorophyceae, Chlamydomonadales, Volvocaceae. Gene Ontology annotation, molecular function: 2 iron, 2 sulfur cluster binding; electron transfer activity. Gene Ontology annotation, biological process: electron transport chain. The record is from RefSeq and is a predicted model, not a curated record. The transcript has 3 exons. The coding region runs from base 1 to 402 and encodes 133 amino acids.
AUGACGGCUAUCUUCCCUUCCCGCACCCUGGCUCUGAGCCGCCCCUGCAAGACUGCCCGCACGAUGUCCCGGGCAACUGUGAAGGUCAAGGCAUACCAGGUGACGCUUAGGAUGCCAUCAGGAAAGACCCGCACGCUUGAGGUUGCGCCGGAUGAGGCCAUUUUCGAUGCCAUUGAUCGGACUGACCUGGACCUGCCAUACCUGUGCCGCAGCGGCACCUGCGGAACCUGCGCUGGUCGCGUGCAAUCCGGUCAUGUGGAGCAAAUUUCCCAGCACAUUCUGGAUGAUGACCAGGUCAAGGCGGGCUUUGUGCUGCUGUGCUCGUCGUACCCGCGUUCGGACUGCACCAUCCUGACCAACCAGGAGGAGCGACUCCACACUACCGAGUACGGCAAGCACUAA